UAAUAAAUAAUUAUUGCAACUUCGUCAGUCGUACUGGCACGGUCACAUGAAACAGAACUGGAACUGCGCAAUGCCACCGACACCCACAACUUUAACGGUCUGUGACCCGUUUCCUGUUUUAUGUUUACCUCCUCCGAGCGCGAUCCCUUGAGCAGUUCCCGCGCGAUAAUUCCGACAUCGCGAAUACUGGACUGAAUGCGCUGUGAUGUCUUCUCAAUGGUCUCCUCCGUCAUCUUCAAACACACAAUAUCACGGUCAAGACAGUGCCAUUACGGAUAAGGAUCAAGGACUAGAGUAAACACGGGACAGUGGCAAUUUGUCGCACAGCACGCAGCCACGAUAAGCAAUAAUUUGAUAACAUACGGGAGACGCGAAGGCCUGCGUGUUGUGGAAGCUGUUAGAAGGAUGCAGGCUGCCUGUCGUCAAUGCCACGGAUGGAUUCAUUUUCUCGCUCCUUUAAGGGAUAAUCUGACACUUUCUAUGCCAAAGAUGAAGGUGGAUCGAUCAUACGCAGCAGUGGCUUGGUCUGUUUGGGCUGGUGUGCCAAUCAUACUCCAAUUACAAAUUGCUGCUUUGAUUUUGAUGGAUUUUUCAUCCAAGUGCAGCGGACGGGCAGAAAUCGUCUGCUGCUUUGCAGCUUUCAUCGUGAGAAGUGAUGCCAUUUCCGGUGGAAAACGAGAGCAUCUAGUUCCAAGUCCAUUUGACAAGACCUGCAUGGAAAUUGGAAUGACGGAAUGUUGAGAAAUUAAAUUAAGAAAAAUUUUAAAACGCAUUAAAAAGCAAAAAUUAGUCAGAAAAUUAAUUUUUUCAUCUAAUAAUUUUUGAUUAUACUGCAAGUUACUUAUUCACGGAAAAAGCCUGUUUAGAAGCGGUUCCAGAAUCCAAAUACCAAUCCGUUUGGUAAUGGAAAUGGUUAGCGGAAAUGAUGUUUUUGGUGAUUUCAUACUGCAUUCAUGCUGCGGAGAAUGGCGACGGAGACAGUGGAUAUCGUUGCGUCGUUGAAUAAUAUCCGGCAGUUGAUGAAGAAUGCAUGUGCCACCAGAAAGCAGGGAUUUAAAGAGCCGCUGCUCAUUGCUGUUAGCAAAACCAAACCCGUGGAAAUGAUUGUGGAAGCAUACCAGGCAGGACAAAAAGACUUCGGAGAAAACUAUGUCCAGGAGCUGAUACAGAAGGCCUCCGAUGAGCAGAUCCUUUCCAAAUGUCCCGAUAUACGAUGGCAUUUUAUUGGUCAUUUACAGAGAAACAAAGUCACAAAGUUAAUAGGUGCUCCCAGUCUGACCGUAGUAGAUACAGUCGACAGCGUGAAACUUGCCGAUGCUCUUAAUAGUGGCUGGGAAAAACGGCAGUUAGACCGGAAACUGGAUGUCAUGUUGGAAAUUAAUACCAGCAAAGAACCAAAUAAGCAUGGUAUCCAUCCUGAUCAGGUUGUUUCCAUUGCUGAUCACAUAAAUGCCCGCUGUCCCGGCUUGAAGUUAAAAGGCCUUAUGACGAUCGGUGCAAUCGAGCAUAGCACCAACAUCCGACCCAAUCCCGAUUUUGUUAGCCUCUUUGCGUGUCAUCAGGCGCUGUGUGAACAUUUACGAGUGGAUCCCAGUGAACUGGAGUUGAGCAUGGGCAUGUCCGAGGAUUUUGAACACGCCAUCGAAAUGGGCAGCUCUCAGGUUCGCGUGGGAAGCAAGAUAUUCGGCAGUCGUGUGUAUCAUACUAUUACGGAUUCCGGUGACGAAAAAGAGUGAUAUCGGUGGUGAUUUUCGAAAGCGACGUCGGUUUAGGAUGGGUUUAGGCUUUUAGCGGUGGCAUGGUGGUAAAAAGCUAUGGAAUUCUUAAUUUAUUAAGGGCAUUUUCAUGCUGUGUAUAAAUCUCGAAAAUUUUUUCGCGGUACGCGAUAAUAACGGAUGAAUUUAUUACCGUUUUCUCUUAGAAAUGAGGAACAAUUGCAAAAGCCUUCGCAUGACUAUCCCGUGCAAAUGCUCGUUUGUUAGUUAAGCGACAAAAGUAUCAUUAAGAUAAACUGCAGCCAGAUUAUUCAGUAGCUCGAGCCAUUCAACUGUUCUAACACAGCAGUUUCUUCUCACUUUCUUCGUUCCUUUCCUGUUUUACUGCGAAUAAAUAAGUAAACCA
Paramacrobiotus metropolitanus is the source of this 2121-nucleotide messenger RNA. Its product is annotated as pyridoxal phosphate homeostasis protein-like. The record is from RefSeq and is a predicted model, not a curated record. The transcript has 8 exons. Gene Ontology annotation, cellular component: intracellular anatomical structure. Gene Ontology annotation, molecular function: pyridoxal phosphate binding. Lineage: Eukaryota; Metazoa; Tardigrada; Eutardigrada; Parachela; Macrobiotidae. The coding region runs from base 954 to 1736 and encodes 260 amino acids.